AUGCCUACAGACAAAGUGCCGGUAACAGUCAGCUAUCGGAAACGGGGCCUUGCGCCUCCAGUAUUCGUAGCUGGCUCGUUUUCUGAUCCGCAGUGGGAGCUGCAGGAAAUGCACGGCGUCAUUGACGAAUCCGGAGAGCAUCAUUUUACUAUCCAGAUCCCCGUUGAGCCUGGAAAGGAAUACUAUUAUAAAUUCAAAGCCGCAAACCAGGACGGCUGGGUAUUGGAUGGGCAUGCUACCGUCGUCAAAGAUGACCAAGGAAGGCCUUGCAACUUGCUCAAAGUCCCCAUGACGAGCAACGGCGCAGACCGAUCCCAUACGCCGCUCGUUGAAGCUACCGAACGGAAGGAUGACGGCCCCGUUGCACCAGGCCAGCAUACCAUCGUGGCCUCGGGCCCCAAGUCACUGCUGCCCAACGUGUUCCGGGACAAGACGCACGAGGCCGAUCAACGUUCCGGGACUCCCAUCAAGCAGGUCGCAGAGGUUGCUGCUGAAGUUGCUGAUACAGCAGCAAAACUCGACGAGUUUGACACCGCAGUAUCAUCACCGGCCCCCAUCCAGCUACGCACAGACAACGACAUGGCCGUGGAGGAAGAAAUUGCGACGCCCUUAUUUGCUCAUGAGUCUUUUGGAGCGUACGAAUUUGUUGAUGACGGUCUCGACCACGACUACUUUGGCAAGAACCCGAAGUCGCCCAAUUCGAUGGUAUCAGACAGUGGUUGCAGUCUUGGCGAUGUGGAUAUUGACGAUCCUACACUGGAGAAGUUUCCUUCCGACAGACCAUCCGUGAUUGAUACCUUGCGAAAGAUUCAAUCGAGCACAGAUGAGGGUCGAUCUAGCUUUGAAGAUGGACAGCACUCAACCCCCGCAACGUCGAGAAGGACAAGCCUGGACUCCUUGGACGGAAAUGGCGGACAGCUCAGCCCGACAUCAGUGAGAAAGCAAGACAACAGGGCAUCAAGAAGUAGCUUUGGCCGCCCAAGGUCCGCAGUCUCGCUGGAAUGCAUUGACGAGGAACCGAAAGCUUCGGGUGAUGUAAGCCCGGGGACGAAACACGAUCCAGAGACACAAGCCAGUGGAACUCAAGGCGACGGAAGCACAACCGACGAAGAUAGCGGCUUGGUGAUGAAAAUUGCCAAAGUAUGA
This is a messenger RNA of Metarhizium brunneum ARSEF 3297, 1146 nucleotides long. RefSeq lists its product as uncharacterized. Lineage: Eukaryota; Fungi; Ascomycota; Sordariomycetes; Hypocreales; Clavicipitaceae. The record is from RefSeq and is a predicted model, not a curated record.